Molecule: messenger RNA, 2142 nt
Organism: Colias croceus (clouded yellow)
Lineage: Eukaryota; Metazoa; Arthropoda; Insecta; Lepidoptera; Pieridae
Gene: Caper
Product: RNA-binding protein 39
Exons: 7
Coding region: 122-1426 (434 amino acids)
Biological process (GO): mRNA processing
Cellular component (GO): nucleus
Molecular function (GO): RNA binding
Source: RefSeq, a predicted model, not a curated record
AGUGACAUCAAGAAGGUAGCUGAAGCUUACAAAAUAUUAUAGUGGUGAAAAAAAGGUUCAACGCUUACAAGCUAAAAAUAUCAUCAUUGUUCAUUGUUAUUUGCAAACUCCCGUUAAAAGAAUGGCAGAAGAUUUAGAUGUUGAAGCUUUGCUUGAAGCCCCUUACAUAAAAUCGGAUAACACGUCUUCGAAGCAUCGGUCGGACAAGCAUAACGAUAAGCACAGAGACAGAGAAAAGGAAAGCAGUAGAAGACGCAGCAGAUCAAGAGAAAAGAGAAAAUCACGCGAUAGGGAUGUUCGACGGUCUAAGGACAAGGAUGACAAAAGGGACAGAGAUCGAGAUAAGGAUCGUAGGGAGCGGGACCGGGACCGAGAUCGGGAUAAGGAACGUGGUGGGCACAGGGAAAAGGAUCGAGAGAGGGAACGCGACAGAGAUAAGGAACGCGAUAGAGAUAGAGGACGUGAAAGGGAUAAAGAAAAAAGGCGUAGCAAGGAAAGGGAAAGGAGUCGCGAUAGAGAAAGAAGUGCACACCCUGAUAAGAGGGAGAAAAGUCGGGAUAAGGAACCCAGAACUGAAUAUCGUUCCAAAUCAAGAGGAAUAGAACCGAAACUCGAAGAUUUGCCGCCUGAAGAACGCGAUUUGCGAACUGUAUUUUGUAUGCAAUUAUCACAACGUAUUAGGGCUAAAGAUUUAGAAGAGUUUUUCUCAUCUGUGGGAAAAGUUAGAGAUGUUAGAUUAAUAACAUGCAAUAAAACAAGACGAUUUAAAGGAAUUGCAUACAUAGAAUUUAAAGAUGCUGAAUCAGUACCACUGGCAUUAGGAUUGACAGGACAAAAAUUACUAGGUGUUCCCAUUAUUGUACAACACACACAAGCAGAAAAGAAUAGAGUUGGAAAUACACUGCCCAAUUUAGCACCAAAGACAUGCAAUGGACCUACAAGAUUAUAUGUGGGUUCAUUACAUUUUAAUAUAACUGAAGAUAUGUUACGGGGGAUAUUUGAACCAUUUGGAAAAAUUGAUCACAUACAACUUAUGACCGAUCCAGAUACCGGAAAAAGUAAAGGAUAUGGAUUCCUUACAUUCCACCACGCGACGGACGCGAAGAAGGCGAUGGAGCAGCUGAACGGGUUCGAGCUGGCGGGGCGGCCGAUGAAGGUGGGCAACGUGACGGAGCGCGCGGACGGCGGCUCCAACACGCGCUUCGACGCGGACGAGCUGGACCGCGCGGGCGUCGACCUCGGCGCCACCGGCCGCCUACAGCUCAUGUUCAAGCUCGCUGAGGGCACCGGCUUGCAGGUACAUAUUUAUAUAGUGCUAGGUGACCCGACAGACGUUGCCUUGUCAUCGCGAAAGUUUAUAGCCGUUAUGUUUUCACAUUUUCUUAAUUUUUGGUGCAAAUUUCUUGAAUUUUUUUUUUUUACAUAAGAUCUCCUCCUGACAAUAACAAACACAUCAAAGUAAGAAUUAUGUGAUGCUGUGACCAAGGGAAACAGGGAUUCAUUUUUUAAAUAGAGAUAUAAAAUACUCCUGUCGCGGUGGUUUGUACUCAAACUCCUCCGAAACAACUUGACCGAUUCUUAUGAAUUUUUUUAACAUCUAUUUUUCAUAUCCCUAAGUGAUAAGAGUAAGGCAGAAUAAUGCUUGUCAGGACAAAUUGUUUUAUGUAUAGUUACCAUAAUGCAAGUUGAGAAGAUAUUGACAGAGGAGCGACAACAUUUUUAAAAAAAUCUGUUGUAGAUAUAUCAACUUUUGCUCUACAAAUGAUUAUUCAUUAUUAUGAAUACGACUGUCAAAUGUAUUUUAGAUCCUUUCUGUAGAGAAAAUUAUGAAGCUAGUUUCUCGCACAGCUUGAAUUGCGACCAAUAUAAAAAUGACACUUUUUUCACUCAGAAAUAAUUCAACUUUCUGAUGUUGGGAUUUCCAAAUUAAUUUAAAGUAUUUGUUAGAUUAAAAUCUAUUUUUUAAUUUUUACUUUUCAUACUGUGUAGACUAGCUGUGCCGCGUGAUUUAACCCGAGAAGGAUCAAAAUACUGUAUUAUUCCCAUAAAUCACUUAUUUACCCAACAUUAUCAAAAUUAAUUUAUUGGUUAAAAAAAUUACAUUGGUAAUAAAAGUAGGAAUUUAUUGUACACCUUAUUUCA